Molecule: messenger RNA, 2694 nt
Organism: Anguilla anguilla (European eel)
Lineage: Eukaryota; Metazoa; Chordata; Actinopteri; Anguilliformes; Anguillidae
Product: voltage-dependent calcium channel gamma-4 subunit-like
Exons: 7
Coding region: 473-1765 (430 amino acids)
Biological process (GO): neurotransmitter receptor transport, postsynaptic endosome to lysosome; neurotransmitter receptor internalization; positive regulation of synaptic transmission, glutamatergic
Cellular component (GO): AMPA glutamate receptor complex; postsynaptic density membrane
Molecular function (GO): voltage-gated calcium channel activity; channel regulator activity
Source: RefSeq, a predicted model, not a curated record
CGGGGUCUGUGAGAGUAAGAGGGACAGACAGACAGACCUUAUAAGCACGAAAGAGGGGUAGAGAGAGGGACACGCGUAUUUAACCAAGAAUAUACAACGAAAAUCCCUCCGUUUACCGAAAAGGAUACGGAAAGACAGACUGUGGAGGAACAAAGCUAUGGUUCCUGCCAAGAAAAUUCCAGUUAAGUGAAGAGUACCUAAAUUACCCAAGCCUGAUAACACAAAACCGGUGGAAACCAAGGCUCUGAGGCAGUGACAGAAAGAUAGAGGGAAGGAGAGCGAAAGCGAGUAAGAGAGAGAGAGGGCGAGAGACAGAGAGAGAUAAAGAGAAAGAGAGAGGAGAGAGAGGGGGAGAGAGAAAGGGAAAACAGUCGAUGGAUGCUGCUUGGACAGAGGGGACGGCACAUUCUUCAUUGACGAGGAAAAGAAAGCAGGCACCAUUGAGGGAAAGGGGAGAAACACGCCUCCAGCCAUGGUGUGGUGUGAGAAGGGGAUCCAGGUCCUCCUCACCACCGUGGGGGCGUUCGCUGCGUUCGGGCUGAUGACGGUGGCCAUCGGCACGGACUACUGGCUGUACGCCCGAGCCUUCAUCUGCAACAGCACUGCCAACUCCUCCCAGGACGACCCGCACAACAAAGACCGCAAGGACCCCGGCGCCCUCACCCACUCCGGCCUCUGGAGGAUCUGCUGCCUGGAAGGGCUGAAAAGAGGAGUGUGCUCACAGAUCAAUCAUUUCCCUGAAGAUGCUGACUACGACCACGAUGGAGCGGAGUACCUUUUACGCGUGGUGAGGGCUUCCAGCAUAUUCCCCAUCCUCAGCGCCAUCCUCCUCCUGCUGGGCGGGGUCUGCGUUGCGGCCAGCCGCUUCUACAAGAGCAAGAGGAACAUCAUCCUGGGAGCGGGCAUUCUUUUCGUGGCUGCGGGCCUCAGCAACAUCAUCGGGGUGAUCGUGUACAUCUCCGCGGCGCUGAGCGACAUCUCCCCGAAGAAGGACGAGGACAAGAAGUGGCACUACUCCUACGGCUGGUCCUUCUACUUCGGCGGGCUGUCCUUCAUCCUGGCGGAGAUGGUGGGCGUGCUGGCCGUCAACAUCUACAUCGAGAAGAACAAGGAGCUGCGCUGCCGCUCGCGCACCGACCUCUUCAAGAGCACCACCAACGCCGUGCUGCGGCUGCCCAGCUACCGCUUCCGCCAGCGCUCGCGCUCCAGCUCCCGCUCCACCGACCCCUCCCGCUCCCGGGACGCCUCCCCCGUGGGCGGCGGCAAGGCCUUCGGCCUCACCCCCUCCGCCCUCCUCUCCCAGGGCACCGUCGGACAAAUCUCCGUCUCCACCCUGCCCAACCCCCACGCCCACUCCCACUCCGCCCUGGGGGGCGACAUCUCCAUGUACACCCUCUCGCGGGAUCCCAAACUGGCGGGGCUGGGGACCCUCGGGGGCCCGCCCAUGUACGGGACAGUGGACAGAGCCACCUUGUACCAGCUGCAUAAUUGUUUCCCCAAGGAGGGCGGCGGCGGUGGGGGCAUGAUCCUCAGCGGCACCCUCCCCUCUCUAUCCAAGUCCAACAACCCCUCGUCCGCCCAGAAUUCCUCCAACAGCAACGCCCCCCUGAAUACCUCAUCCUCCGCCCCGUCCUCCCAGCCCCCGCCCCUCUCCUCGUCCACAAUGGAGAGAGACAGGGGCAUGGGCACCCUGGAUAGGCUAGGGAAGGGGGAUAGGGAGAGCUCCAAUUCCAAUACCCUCAAUAGGAAGACGACGCCCGUGUAGAGGUCCGGAUAGGGUGAGGGAGAGAGAAACGACAAACAUGGACAGAAAAGAAACAGGGGGAUAGAGGAGGAAGAGAUUGGGAGGACAGAUGAAGAGCAAUAGGAGGAAGGAAAGGAGUCCAUACCCUCCCUCCUCUCUCCAUCUUGGUUUUAACUAGCAUAGAUAUAUUACUGAGAAAAAAAAAGAUUAAUAAUGACAAGAAUAACAACAACACUAUUAUUAUGUACUUUUCAUUACUUUUAAAACUACACGUGUGGCUGUAAAAGCUAAUAUCUCUGGGUUAUUAUUUUUCUUUCAUUCUCAGUGCUUAUAUUAUUCUAGGAGACAUUAUCGUAAAUUUUGAAUAUUGCCAUAUUACUGUUGUUGUUAUUGUUGUAAUUGUUAUUGCUGGGUUUAUCUGUGAUUGCAAUGUUAAUUUUUGAAUUAUGGUUUCUUUUUUUUUUUUAAUAUUUUUUUUUUUAUUUAAAAUUGAGGAAACUGUGAUCCGUUGCACAGUGACACAAAAUAUAAUGAUGUCAUUAAGUGUCAAGCACGUGUGCAUAAAUGUGAGAGUGGAUUUUUUAAAUUAUGAUUAUUAUGAUUCUUAAUAUUCUUCCUAUUUUUUAAAUAUUAUUACAAAUAUUGGUAAUAAUAGUUUUAUGUUAGAUUUAUUUUGGUGAAAAUGUUUGAAUUCUUACCUGGUUAUCUUUUUUAUCUUUUGAUUAUUGACUGACACAGUGAGACUGAGAAACCAUUAGAUGGAAAUGAAGAGUCAUGGUUUUAAUUUCAAUUGGUGUUAUUUAUUUAGUAGUAGUAGUAAUAUUCUAAUUGUUAUGGUUUGAAGUUGAUGUAAUGGGUAUGAAUAUUGAGGGAUUACAUGAAAUUUACGUAUAUUUCUACAAUUCAUAAAUAUCUGUGGAAAAAUAAAGGGCAAGGAUUGCUUGAGAAGA